Molecule: messenger RNA, 696 nt
Organism: Acanthosepion pharaonis
Lineage: Eukaryota; Metazoa; Mollusca; Cephalopoda; Sepiida; Sepiidae
Source: the annotation of a GenBank genome assembly
AUGAUCAAAUACGUCGUCUUUCCUUUAUUUCUCGCAUCUCUCUUAUCUUUCUCUCAUUUACUCAUUUUAAAUUCUUCAGUUGAUUUUCUUUUCUAUCAUCGUUUUUUUUUUAUUUCUGCUUUCUCUAAUUUUCUUUACUUUAUUUCGUUUCUUUGCCUUUUUUGUUGUUUUAUAUUUCAUUUUGCUUCCUUGUUUUUAGAUUUCAAUCUAUCAUAUUUUUAUUUAAUCUUCCUUUCUUUUAUUUUUUUUGUUAAUUUUUGUUUCUGUUGCUUUGCCAUUUUUUUGUCCUUUUCACUGGAUUCUUUCCUUGAGAAUUUUCUCGUUUUUCUCUCUUUCACUUAUAUUAUUCUUUUCUUUUCAUUUCUCACCAUUUCUUUUCUUAUUCUUACUCCAUUUUUCUUUAUUUCUUCUUUUUCUCUUUUUACCGCCCUUUUGCUUUUUUUUUUUUUUUUUACUUAUUCAUCAUCUGUUCUUUUUUCAUUUCCUCUUUAUUCAUCUCCCGUUAUCUGGUCUUUCCUUUCUUUCUCUCUUUUUCCCUUAAAUAAUUUUCGCUUACUUUUCUCUAUUCCAUUCUCUCUCAUUCUCUCUCUCUCUCUCUCUCUUUCUCUCUCUCUUUCUCUCUCUCUCUCUUUCUCACUCGUUUUCUUCACUAUUCCUGCUAUUGCUCUUAUUUUUCCUUCUUCCUUUCUCUUUUAG